UUUACAUUUUAGUCCGUUCAUCUCUCUGAACCUGUACUUCACCAUGGCCAAGCACUGGAUAGCGGUUCUCCUCACACUUCUGUCUUUGACCAAAGCAGGUUUUGGUGAGACCCUCCCUAGCACCUGCAGGAUCGUGUGUGACCCUUCCUCAGAUCGUUCUAAUGACCAGAAAAAUGGCUUUGUCAUCCCGCUCACCCCCUCUGCAGCAGGCCCUCCUGGUCCACCUGGACCUCCAGGUAAAGCAGGUCCUCCGGGGCUACGUGGACCCUCAGCUAUAGGCUCGGCAAGUAAGGGAGGUGUCGCGUUCAGCGCUGCACUGCAGAACGCUAUCAGCAAGAAUGAGGUGAUAAAGUUUAACGAUGUGAUUACUAACGUGGGAGGUGGUUAUGACUCCUCGACCGGGACUUUCACCUGUAAGUCAGAGGGAGUGUACUACUUCAUCUUUAACAUUGUGAAGACUGGCCAAAACCUUCGAGUGGACUUGGUUCUUAAUGACCAAAAGAUUGUGGCGAGUGCGGUGGCAGUGGACGUCCUUCAUGCAGAUACUGCAACCAACAAUGUAGUGCUGCAGCUAAAAGCUGGAGACCGGCUGUAUGUUCGGCUGAACAACAGUGAUCUAAGCAAGAAGGACUCGCAAAGCCGCUUUACUAUCUUCUCCGGUUAUUUGCUAUAUGAGAACUGAGACCAACAAACAUGAUUCUUUCUGCUUUAACUUCCUUCUUUGCAUUCAGACUGCGGGUGUUUCCUUGAAUAAAGAAUAAAUUCUCUGGCAAUCUGC
Messenger RNA from Labeo rohita (rohu), 778 nucleotides. RefSeq lists its product as uncharacterized. The record is from RefSeq and is a predicted model, not a curated record. Bases 44 to 682 code for a protein of 212 amino acids. NCBI's taxonomy places the organism in Eukaryota, Metazoa, Chordata, Actinopteri, Cypriniformes, Cyprinidae. Gene Ontology annotation, molecular function: protein binding. The transcript is spliced from 2 exons.